Molecule: messenger RNA, 378 nt
Organism: Exophiala aquamarina CBS 119918
Lineage: Eukaryota; Fungi; Ascomycota; Eurotiomycetes; Chaetothyriales; Herpotrichiellaceae
Exons: 2
Coding region: 1-378 (125 amino acids)
Source: RefSeq, a predicted model, not a curated record
AUGGUUGAAAGACGACUUCUCAUGCUCGAGUCCUAUUACGCCACUCACGAUUCGAAGAACCAACACUGGCGACUCACAAACGCUCCUGGCCUCCCAUUCGACGAGCCUCUCGACAACUAUGAGUGGUUUGUGCCAGCCCACUGUAUACCCGCUCUUGUCGAUGAAGUUUCGAGAGUUAUAUCUCUGAUGUCUUUGUCGGGAGAUCAGUGGAGACUUAUCGGUGUUUUGAUAAAAGGACCAGGUGGUUUGCUCCGUCACCAAGACGGCACAAGAUACAGGCGUGCACUCAUUGAGAAAGUCCCUCGACCAAAGUCUAAUGCACCAAAUGUUACCAGACAAAGCGGGGCUCCUGGACACGGAGUUUACCCAGGGCGUUAG